This is a messenger RNA of Drosophila guanche, 3888 nucleotides long. RefSeq names its product A disintegrin and metalloproteinase with thrombospondin motifs 16 (gene stl). The record is from RefSeq and is a predicted model, not a curated record. The transcript has 11 exons. The coding region runs from base 352 to 3768 and encodes 1138 amino acids. Gene Ontology annotation, molecular function: metalloendopeptidase activity. Lineage: Eukaryota; Metazoa; Arthropoda; Insecta; Diptera; Drosophilidae. Gene Ontology annotation, biological process: extracellular matrix organization; proteolysis. Gene Ontology annotation, cellular component: extracellular matrix.
AGUGGAGCCGUCGCGGAAGGUCGGUUGGGGCUCUCUCGUCUCGUAUCACUCGUAACUCACUCACAGAAAGCUCGCUCGCUGCCCCUACAGUACGAAAACCAUUCGAAAUUUUCGCCCGCGCAGAGCCAGGAAAAUGUGUAACUCCAAGCGAUUCAAAUUAUGAAAUUGGACUGCAAGACAACCAGGAAUAUUAUUUGUGCAUUUGUAUAUGCAAUUUGUGCAACAAUCGGCUGGCUGCUAGUGUUGCACCAACAAUAGAGCGAUUAGUGCCACACUCAGAGUACGGCUCAGGACGGCGGGCGCUCAUUACUUUGUUGUCAUCAUCAACGCAUCGUUUGGACUGUCUCAGCAAUGGCAUCUAAUCGUCAAUGGGUCUAUCAGCGUUGGAUCUUAAUUGCUCUGGCCACCUUGUGGCUGCUAAUCGCAACCGUUUGCCCCCACAACUACCCAUCAUCGGAGUCGCAGUCCGAGUCCCAGUCCCAGUCCCAGUCCCACUCCUCCUCUGUCCACAUUGAGCUGCGUCGCAAGAGGAGCUUGCAGUGGAAUGGCAUUGAGCUGGAUGAGAGCUCGCUGCUGGCGCACUUGAUGGAUCAUGAGCGUGCCCUGAUCUUUGGCACACAAAGAACCACCGAUGAGGCGCCAAAUUUCAAGCUGGUGCAGCUGGAGCAGAAGGAGGCGGAGGAGAACAUGUCCAAACGACGCCAUAAACGCAGCAUGCCACUGCCGCAAGACGCCAAUCGCUCAGAUGAAGCAGGGGAAGGGGAAGGGAAAGGAGACGAACUGGAGGCUAGACUGCAACUGCAGCAAGCCCCACAGCUGAUUGACGAUGCCUUCAUCUUCAUUCGUCGCACCGCCAAUGGGACGCAGUUUGUGGAGCAUUCGCCGCAGUUGCUGAAGCGUCUUGAAAAUUGCUUCUACAGAAGUCCAGCAGCGGCGCUGGAUCUAUGCGAAACGGGCAGUGCGCGUGGCGUGUUCCAGCAGAAUGCCAGCGACUUUGUGCUGCAUCCGUUACCCGCACGCUUUGGUGUGGGCAACCAUGUGAUCUACCAGGCGCGCUUGGAUCCGUUAGACAGUCAGCUGCAGUUCGAGCCCGAUGUAGAGGAAUUCAACGAACCAAAGCCGAGACUGCGAGUGCAGACACAGUCGCAGUCCCCGCUGAGACUGCGCUUUCAGCCGCGACAUCAUCAUCAGUCAGACAAAAGCCAAGUGGAGAACCAAAAGAGGAAACAUCAUCAGAAGCAUCGGAGAAGUCGCCGCUUCAUUGGAUCGCCGCCAGGGUACUGGUCCGUGCCCAAGGAGCUGUACAUCGAGACGGCCAUCUUCGUCGACCGAGAUCUAUUCACGCACAUGCAGCGGAAUUUCCCUGCGAACACGGAGAGCAAAAUUAUCAGCUUCGUGCUGGCCAUGAUCAAUGGGGUGCAGCUGCUCUACCAUCAUCCGACGCUCGGGCGGCGCAUCAACUUUGUGCUGAAGCGGCUGGAGAUUUGGAAGUCGUGGAAUCCCGUCGACCUGGUGCGUUCCAGCGAUGUGGAUGACUACCUGAACAGAUUCUGCAUUUGGCAGGAGAAGCAGAAUCCCCUAUCGGACUCUCACCGGCUGCACUACGAUCAUGCGCUCAUCCUGACGGGCCUCGAUCUGCGCACCAUCACGAAGGACGGCAAGGCCAAUAGUGAGGUGGUAGGACUGGCUCCAGUGUCUGGGAUGUGCACGAAAGUCUCCUCCUGCACGAUCAACGAGGCGAAGCACUUUGAGAGCGUCUUUGUGGUGGCCCACGAAAUUGGACACAACCUGGGCAUGCGGCAUGACACCAAGGAAAACAGCUGCGAUCCCACCAUGCACAUCAUGUCUCCAAAGCUGGGCAGUGGCAAGGUCACGUGGUCCAAGUGUUCCCGCACCUCUCUGGAGAACUUUCUGCAAGGUCCCCAGGCCACGUGCCUCUUUGAUCGAGGACAAUUUCUGGAUAAUUUGGACCAUGCCGCGGGUGGCAUCCCGCCUGGAGAACGCUUCGAUGCCAACCAGCAGUGCAUGCUGCGCUUUGGCAAGACUUUUAAGCGCUCAAACAUACAGAGCAAAGCGGAGAUCUGCCGGGAUCUGCACUGUCAGCAGGAUGGGCAGUCCUUGACCUCACAUCCGGCCCUGGAGGGCACCGAAUGCGGCGAGAAAAUGUGGUGUCGCGGUGGCUCUUGUGUGUCACGCUACUCGCCAGAGACCGCCUUGGCCUCCUACCGCCCGUGGCCGCACAAGCCGACGAGCUACGAGAAGGCCAGCUUCAUGGAGUCCAACAGGAUUGGACCACUGCUGAGCGAGCAGCCCAAGCAGUCGAGCAAUGAGCAGUCAACCAACUGGAGCGCUUGGGGUGAGGCGGGAAAAUGCGACUCGUACUGCCUGUAUGGACCAUCGAACCGACUGCGUGAGGGCAGCACCGGACUGCGCGUCUUCAACCGAAGUUGCCUGAACUAUCGGAAGCGUUGCAUGGGCCAGGAUCGGCGCUUUGAGAGCUGCAUCGCCAAGAAGUGCUACAGCGUGCCCGUCCAGACGAUCGACAACUUCGCCACGCAGGUCUGCAUGCAGGCCAAGAAGCUGGACGGAGAGCUCACGGGCGAUGGGCAGCAGGUGAGCUCCACCUUUGAGGACUCGUGCAAGGUUUUCUGCCGCACCAAGAGCAACUCGACCAAGUCGCGUCGCUGGACCUUUCCCGAUGGCACCACCUGCAGGACUAAGCAUCACAGCCCCGAGGACGUUGCCUACUGCAUUUCGGGCCGUUGCGAGCGCUUCUCUUGUGACAAUUCCACGCAGAAUUUCUACAAAAUGGAUCAGACUUUCUGCCAGGCGAGAGCCAGGGACUCGGCCGAGGAGGAGAGCCGACAGCAGCAGCAGGCGACACACAAGCGCUAUACGGAAAAGCAGGAGGGAGUAACGCCACCCAGAAAUCGCUAUGAAAAUGAAGUCGCUGUGCGCAGCUUUUAUGGCCAGGAUAACCACAUCAGACCACAGCAGCAGCAGCAGCAGCAGCAGCAGCCGCACAAUCGCAAGUCGAGUAUCUACGAGUCCUACCACAAGUAUCUACCCAGAGAGGAGCAGCCACAGAGGAUAGUCCCACCACCCGCCUCUGCCUCGCUGAUCGCCAUUGAUCGCAGCUCCUCCUCGACAGAGUCCGAGUGGGAGAUCAAGUCGGGCUGCCACUCCAACUGCAUAACCGACUCGAAGGGCAUACAGGCAGUGAGGUCGCGACUCACGCGGGAGGAAACCUUCCAGCUGUGCACGGAUCGCGUCAAGCCCUGCGAGCGCCUGCAGACGGCAGCGGAGUACGCGGAGCAGACCUGCGCCAGCUACAGGCUCAAGGUGCGCGGACUCUCGGGUCGAGGGGCGCAGAUCUCGGCCAGCCUGGAGGAGCCGGAUCGCAGCUGUCGCGUUGGCUGCCAGGAUGAGUUCAUCAAGUACCGGUAUUACCUGGUGAACGGCAAGAACGGACACUUUCCGCUGGGCACACGCUGCUCCCAGGCGGGUCAGCGCUUUUGUGUCUACGGCAAGUGCGUGGAGUUUGGCGAGGAUCAGCUGCCGCUGCAGAAGUCUCACAUAAGUCUGGCGCUGCUGCGUAACCGUCGCCAGGUGGAGGAUUCCCCUAGACGGAAGCGAAGCAUGCAGCUGGAGUCUCCAUUUGCCUUAAAUCACCUUGAAAGAGCGCAUCUAGAUGCUGCCUCAUCGGACCACAUCGAACUCAAUCAACCCAUACACGUCUCUGCAGACGAACUGAGUAGCAAGAGCUGAUGGCCCUGCACCCCCUUAUCCUGUAUCCUUUAAGCUUAGAUCUAUGAUCUAUGAUGUAUCCUUAGAUCUUGAGGCUGUCUGCGAAACUGCCUGAGAAAUAAAUAAACGAAUUACUUUUUA